AUGAAGACCACAUUCGUUGUUGUUGCUGGUUUGGCAUCUGCCGCAUAUGCUCAGGUUACAGCUCUCAUUACCCCAACCGCAUCUGCCCCUGAUGGAUGUGCCACUAGCUAUUCUGGAGCUUUUCAAAUCUCUACUGUAAAUGUCAGCAGUGUAGCUAAGCGUCAAAAAAAGCGUGCCGACUGUUCAUCAUCCCUUGCCGUCACACUCAACGAUGGUAUUCUCAAGGACCAACAGGACCGAACGGGAUACAUUGCGUCAAACACUCAGUUCCAAUUCGAUGGCCCACCACAAACUGGAGCUAUCUAUACCGGUGGUUGGUCUGUUUGUUCAAACGGCUCUCUCACUCUUGGAGGAUCCGCUGUUUUCUACCAAUGCCUCUCAGGUACAUUCAAUAAUUUGUACACGGAAUCGCAGGGCGAACAAUGCUCCCAAAUUUUGAUCCAAACAUCUGCAUGCAGCUCAGCUGCUGGAUCUGGCGUCGUCGGACAAUCGACUGAUGGCCAAGCAACUGCCACUGCCAUCGCUUCUCUAUCAUCUGCAGCAGUUUCUCAAAUUUCAGAUGGGCAACCACAAGGUGCAACUUCGGUCGCUACAAUUUCUCAAAUUAGUGACGGACAAAUUCAAGCUCCUACAUCUGCUGGCGGUGCUCCAAUCACUCAGAUUAGCGAUGGCCAGGUUCAAGGUGCUACCUCCGUCGCACCAUCUCCAACCGGUGCUCCUGUCAGUCAGAUUCCAGAUGGACAAAUUCAAGGUGCAACAUCCGCGGCUGCUAUCCCUUCAGCGGUGGUCUCUCAGAUUCCCGAUGGUCAAAUACAGGCUCCCACUAGUGCUGCUGCUCCCUCGGCCAUCGUUUCCCAGAUUCCAGAUGGUCAAAUCCAAGCUCCUACUAGUGCUGAAGUUCCUUCGGCCGUCGUGUCCCAAAUUCCCGAUGGUCAGAUCCAGGCUCCUACUAGCGCUGCCGCUCCUUCUGCCGUCAUCUCUCAGAUUCCCGAUGGUCAGAUCCAGGCUCCUACUAGCGCUGCCGCUCCUUCUGCCGUCAUCUCCCAGAUUCCCGAAGCUCCUACUAGUGUUGAAGUACCUGCGGCCGUCAUCUCUCAGAUUCCCGAUGGUCAAAUCCAGGCCCCCACCAGCGCCACCACACUCGAAACGAGCACUUCUCUUGCCGGUGCAGUCGUCUCUCAAAUAAGUGAUGGCCAGAUUCAGGCUCCCACUGCCACCCCAACGGAUGAUACCUAUUCCAGCACAACAUCCGCCCCCGCUGAUUUUACUGGCGCUGCCAACGCUUACCAGGUCAGUGGCUCUUUGGCUGCGGCUGCUAUUGGUCUCUUUGCUGCUCUCUUGUAG
Messenger RNA from Botrytis byssoidea, 1344 nucleotides. RefSeq lists its product as uncharacterized. Gene Ontology annotation, biological process: fungal-type cell wall organization. Gene Ontology annotation, cellular component: fungal-type cell wall. The transcript has 3 exons. Gene Ontology annotation, molecular function: structural constituent of cell wall. Bases 1 to 1344 code for a protein of 447 amino acids. NCBI's taxonomy places the organism in Eukaryota, Fungi, Ascomycota, Leotiomycetes, Helotiales, Sclerotiniaceae. The record is from RefSeq and is a predicted model, not a curated record.